AUGCUUCGAAAACGGGAACUUGAAUUGAGAAAGAAGGAACAUGUUUCGCAAGCAUUGGAAGAGAUGUUUAGAAACGCCGCGCGUGCCAAGGAAAGUAAAAAAGGGGGCCGGACACGUGAUCGCUUUAACGACAACCGAUGGACCCGAGCCGUGAGCGACUGGGUUCCCCGAGAUAUUAAGCGCACUACAGGAAGACCGCCGACCCGAUGGUUAGAUUUCUUCACGGAGUCCUUCAGAGAAAAUUUUGAUGCUCUUCGUGUCCCACGCGAAAGGAGGAACCAUCGGGCUACUCUGGCACGCGAUCGGGACAAAUGGAAGAAUUACUGGCGUCCGCUUGACCAGUUCGAAGACUAA
Molecule: messenger RNA, 354 nt
Organism: Necator americanus (New World hookworm)
Lineage: Eukaryota; Metazoa; Nematoda; Chromadorea; Rhabditida; Ancylostomatidae
Exons: 1
Coding region: 1-354 (117 amino acids)
Source: RefSeq, a predicted model, not a curated record